AGUUUUAAAAGUUGUAGGUAGUGUAUGGCGCUUAUCUCAACUCUUGCGUUACUAUGUCAAAUGUAGAUUUGAAACCAAAGUAUGAACCAGGCGAAAAACUUCUUUGCUUCCAUGGACCUCUUAUGUAUGAAGCCAAGUGUCUGGAUGUCAAAGUGAAAGAAGAUGGAGUGAUGUAUUUUGUACACUAUCAAGGUUGGAAUAAGAAUUGGGAUGAGUGGGUAACUGACAAGCGUAUGUUCAAGUAUAAUGAAGAGGGUUUAAAGAAACAGAAGGAGUUGGAACGGCAAAUAAGGUCUGGAAAAGUCAAAGUCUUAAGAAAAUCUGACUUAAAGUCACAAUCUUUACCACCUCCGGAAGUUUUAAAGGAUGUGGAGCGGACACUGAAGCCUGGUCAUUUAAAACAAGGUUGUACUUUCUGGGUUACUUCACUUACUGUUCUUAUAGAAGAGGAGAGUCCUAAGGCGAAGCAGUCUAAAAGUAACAGUGAAGCAGAUCAAAAACCAAGCACACCUGUGACGACAGAAGUAAAGGAGAGUGAAGAUGUUAAGGCACCCUCAAAGCCUCCUGAAGAAUCUAGCGGUGUAUUCAACAUUACUACUGUAUCAAGCAGAAGAAGAAAAAGUCGGGCGACAUCAGGAAUAAAAUCUAUCGAGAAUGAUGACAGUUUACUUUCAAAGCCACAACUAAUGGUAUCUAUACCUCCAUCUUUAAAGGCAUGGCUCGUGGAUGACUGGGACUUGAUUACUCGUCAAGCUCGUCUUUACGAGCUUCCUGCUUCCCAACCAAUAUCCACUCUUUUGUCUGACUUCUUAGAAAGUGCUGAAAUCGAGGUGAAAUCUGAACCCACUUCUGAACCUCAAAAUUCUCAACAUAAUAUAAAUCCUGCAAUAAGACCUGAUUUAAGACGUGAAUUUCUCGCUGGCAUUCAGCAUUACUUUAAUUUGAUUAUCGGUUCUCAUCUCCUAUAUAAAUUUGAACGGUUGCAAUAUGCUGAACUUUUAAAACGUCACACAGAUAAAAGAAUGUCAGAUAUUUAUGGUUCAAUUCACUUAUUAAGGCUCUUUGUUAAGCUCCGGGACAUGGUUUCUUGUACCAAAGUCGAUGUAAAUAGUCUGCCUGUUCUAGAAGCAUUGGUCAACGAAUUCUUGCAAAAAGAAGCUUUGUGAAAACUAUUAACUGUUAUUAGAAGAAACUACACCUCAAAGUAUGUGCGUAUUGAUACAGUUUAUGUAAAACUAGACAAUUGGUGUAUAUAAAGUUGGAACAUACGAUGCUUCUGUUUCCUAACUUCCAUAACACCUUAUAUUUCGGCUAAAAUGUAAUAACAGAAAUGAGGAAGUAAAAUAUUGUUAAUAAUUAAGUGGAGUCAGUUUCAAAAAGCCAUAAGGUAGUCAUCUGAUUUGGAACAAUAAUUCCGUUCUUUAUUCAGUGGUUUCCAGUCUAAAACUAAAUUACUCAAUAUGAAAUAUGGAUUUCCCUUACUGUCAUAUAACUUCACCUUAAAGAAAUAUACACAUUGUAUGCGAGUCAUGAAUACGUUUUGCUUGCAGAAGCUCAUCUUUUUCAGAACCCUUACGCACAAGUCAUUCAAAAUGGACAUUUUUAUUGACGGAGCGUCUUAAAAGAAUAGUUCAAUCUACUCCGAAUUAUUCUCUGAAAAAGUGACUUACACUAAACCACGAAACGUCAGAA
Molecule: messenger RNA, 1692 nt
Organism: Schistosoma mattheei
Lineage: Eukaryota; Metazoa; Platyhelminthes; Trematoda; Strigeidida; Schistosomatidae
Source: the annotation of a GenBank genome assembly